AAGGAAAAGAAAAGAGAAUAGCUAUGUAUCAGUUUGGCUGACAAGUGACCCAAAAUAAGGCUUAUACUUUAAGCAAUACCAAGGGAAAUAUAGCAAUUUUAAUUGAGUAUUAACACUCUGGCAAUCCAUCAGAAAUCAAGUUGUCCUCAAAUGUCUAUAGCUGCAGGCAUGUGAAAACAAUCAUCAUCAUCAUGGAUUUGGAAAAUUGAACAUGGGAAAUGAGAUGGGCAACAGCAACACAUCUGGAUUGCGUGAAGAAGAGAACACCAGCCCUGAAUCUGAGGAAAAAUCUUUUGAAGAACCUAUUCAUGCUAAUGAUGUAAAAGGAGAAAAUCAAGUGGUUCCGGCGCCUGAAAGUAAGGACUAUCAUCAGAAAGAGACAGGGUUAGCCUCUGAUGAUCGAAAGGGAGCAGAUAAUCCUGCUCAUAACCAGGCCUCUGAUGAUCGAAAGGGAGCAGAUAAUCCUGCUCAUAAUCAGACCUCUGAUGUAACAGGACAAGCAGAGCCUGAAGUUCGCCCUCCUGUUGAAUGUUCUAAACCUGAAAAGAAAUUUAAUGAAGAAGUUGGCAAAGAAACUGUAAUUCAACCUGCAGCUUCUUUGCCCAAGGAAAUGGAAGAUCAUCAGAACCAAGUACUAUCAAAUUCGGAAGAGAAUGUCUCAGAAAUAAGCAAUAAUCAGAUUGAGAAGCACUCCUCCUUUAAGACAGAGGAAGAGGAUAUUGUAAAUUCGGCUUCUUCUGCAAUACCCUCAGCAAAUGAUCCAGAAUCUGAAGAUUCUGCAGUGCCACAAUCUGAUCAACAUGAAUUGACAAAAAUUGAUGCUGAACAGUCAGAACAGGAUAGCACUAAUUCAAUGACUGGAACUGAAGUUAUUCCGGGAUCAAGUAUUGCAUGCAUUAGAAAAGAGAACGGUCACCUGUUAGAUACUUACAUAUCUGACAGCGUAGAAACAAAUCUUCUUUCUAGUGCUGAUCUAGAUGUGGAGGAGAAAAGGGAAGAGUUGGUAGUGAAAGAGAUAGCAUCUCAAGCAGAUGAGAUGUCAAGCAGAGAGAAAUUUGAAGUUGAAAUUGGAAUUGAGAAUGGGAAUGAUUCAAGUAAAAUAACAGUGGUACCAUCAGAUCAUUUAGAAGUCAAUAAUGGAGAGGCAGCUGCUAAGAUGAAUUGUAAUGGAACUAAUUCUUUGCAGUCACGACCAGAAGAAGUCUCUUUACCUGAAGACAAAUAUAGGGUUCUUACUCAAGAGACUAAAAUAAUAGGAAAGGAACCAGAAAAUGCAGACAGGGAGCAAGAUGAUUUUUCAUCUCUAGGAAUAUCAGAGAUUGACAAGGCAGAUGCAUCACAAAUUGAUUCUUUGACAAGGCCAAAUUGUAAGAACAUUGAGAAGGAAGAUCCUCUUGUCACGGUUCAUGCUGCUGCUGGAAAUGGGAGCUGCCAAGUUGAGGAGGUAAAGGUUUUUGACGAAUCUGACAACCAGAAUGAGGCUUCUGUAGAAUGCCGUGAGGAAUCUGAAGGAAAUGUUGUAAUAAUUCAUGAACUUGGAAUUUUGGCGGCCAAGUCAUCCAUUGCUAAUGGAAAAAUAAAUGAAGGCGGAUUGGGAGACUGCGCAACUGAGGCAUAUGUGGCUCAUGAUACUGGCAAUGGGAACUUCCAAGUUGAGGAGGCCAAGGCUGUUGAGCAAUCUCACAACCAGAAUGAUGCUUUUAAAGGACAUCUGGAGGGGUCUCAAGGAAAGGUUAUAGUGGUUCCCGAUCUUGGAAAAUUUUCUGAUACUGUUCAUGAUGCUGUAAGCAAUGGGAACUGUGGAGUUGAGGUAUCUGACAGCCACAAUGAGGCCUCCGAAGGAAAGGUUAUGACGGAUCCUGAACCUGGAAUCCAUACAGCAGAGUUACACACUAUAAAUGGUAAACACAGUGAAGAGGAAUCCGAAGAUUUCAAAGCCGAGGAAGAGGAACCUGCAGAGAAGCAAAUUGAGGAGAUAAAGGAGAACAAAGAAGCUCCAUGCGCCAUCGAAAGGAAUAUAGAUGUUGCAAAAUGUGGAGAACAGUUCCUGUCCCAACCAUAUCCUCUACCAGCAGAGGCGCCUUUGCCGUGCGGUCCUGCAUCUCUGCUCCAGUCUGAAGAUCACCAACAGGAAAAUCUAAUGAAAUCUGAGAAUGCUCAAGAUAGCAGUGACUCAAUAUUGGGACUGAAGCCUGAGAACCGCAGUGACUUAUCAAUUACUGCAACAUCUUCCAGUUUCCAUGCCACAAGCACUUCUGUAGAGACCUUAGUCUCUGAAGCUGAGUUGGCAACUGAGAAAUCUGCAGAAGAAGGUUUACCCCAUGUCACAGCAGCUGCAGCGAUGGUGAUGGAAACUAACUCUUCAGAUUCACCACAUAAUUCCAGUGAGCGACAUCAGAAAAAUGAUACAUCUGUCUUUGCAAAGGAUGGAAUUCAGGCACAAGAAAAUGAAGGGAAGCUCAGCACUUCACCAAUUCCUGAAAACCUGAUUCAAGCAGAGGAGCCAAAGUCUCAGAGUUCAACUACAGAGAACGUAGCCUCUGCAGUGCAGUUGGGAAAUGAGAUACCAAAACAAGAAGUUCAAUACUACAAUACAGUAGUCCUGGAGACGGUGACUAAAGCUAAUUCACCAGCUUCAGCGAUUCAAUUCAGUGAACAACGUGAAAAGAUUGAAACAUCUGUCGUUGCAAGGGGAGGUUACGAGCGACAAGAAAGUGUGGGAAGGUUCAGCAAUGAAUCAAUUCCUGAUUACUUGAACGUUCAUGCCGAGAUGCGGAAAUCUCCAAGUUUUAAUCUUGAUCUCCGAAUAGAAGCAGGGAGUACUGAAGAAUCAGAUAAUAUACCACUACUUUAUCAGGACAAAAGUACAAUUGAAGGCUUAUCAAGCCAAGAUGAUAUAAACCUUCAAAGUGCAUUUGCACAUGCUCGCCGUGGUCAAGAAGAAUCGCUCAAGUAUCAAGAAACGCCAGUGGAAGAGAAAGUGAUUAUGCUGGAAAGAAGCGAUUCUGAGAAGUCAAAAAGACCCUUUCUUGGCUUCUUGAAAGAAGAUGAAGAGGCUCAUAUUGUGGUAAUACCAAAGAAACAAGAUAAGCAUGCUGCUGCUACAAAGAAGGCAAUCAAUAAGGAAACUACUGCACUGCCUUCGAAAAGUAAAGAUAAGCACAAGCGCAGGUCAUCUCUCUUCACCAACUGCAUGUGCUGUACAACUGUGAUUAACUAAACCACCCCAAGAAAUUACACCAUUUUUACAGUUCCUUUUAUUACUUCUUUGAUUUAUUUUGGUUGGGUUCACUUUCUAAUUCAAGUGUUUUCAAGAACUGGAGUUUUGAUCAAUGGACUGAGAGACUGCUGAUUGGUAUUAGGGUGUUGCAGAUAAAACCAAGAAAGAGUGAGUACUAUAACUUCUAAUAACUAUGUUCAAUUGUUUGUGUUCUUUUCUGUUAAUACUUGUUCAAAAGUUGCACAGCUUCAGCAUUGUAUUGUGAUGUAAGAUAUUAGUUGAAGAUUUUGAUGUAAUGUUAUGUAAUUUAUUCUGUUUGUUGGAGAGAAAUUGGAAGAUUUGGAGAUGAUAUUGCAGCA
This is a messenger RNA of Ricinus communis (castor bean), 3579 nucleotides long. RefSeq lists its product as uncharacterized. The coding region runs from base 212 to 3220 and encodes 1002 amino acids. The record is from RefSeq and is a predicted model, not a curated record. The transcript has 5 exons. Lineage: Eukaryota; Viridiplantae; Streptophyta; Magnoliopsida; Malpighiales; Euphorbiaceae.